This is a messenger RNA of Ornithodoros turicata, 1253 nucleotides long. Its product is annotated as neprilysin-1-like. NCBI's taxonomy places the organism in Eukaryota, Metazoa, Arthropoda, Arachnida, Ixodida, Argasidae. The transcript is spliced from 3 exons. Gene Ontology annotation, cellular component: plasma membrane. Gene Ontology annotation, molecular function: metalloendopeptidase activity. Gene Ontology annotation, biological process: protein processing. The record is from RefSeq and is a predicted model, not a curated record. The coding region runs from base 199 to 1242 and encodes 347 amino acids.
CGUUCAGUGCGUCGUCUCUCGUUCGGUGCCCCAUGGCUAUGUGCCACGUAGUUUACGCCGAGAAGAAGAUGAACUAGAAAGGUGAACCAUUCGCUGAGCAAAAGCAACACACCGGUGCUUCUGGUACUGCUUCUACAAGCGAGGAAAUAAAUAGCCUUGGAACCAUUCGCUGGCGCCAUCAAAAGUUAUCUUGCCCAGAUGCCCGACAACAUUUUCUCCAAACUAGGAGGUAGCCUGCGGAUACAGACGUGUGCAGUUCUCGCCUGCAUUUGGACGGGGUUCCUGUUGGGUAUCAUCUGCGCCGUGUUCACCCUAAGGCUCAAGUUACAGACCGAAUCAUCGCUCAAGGCCCUGGUGCAGCUCUUUCGCCAGCAAAAAGAGCUCGAGGCACAGGUCGCUUCUGGAGACCUGACCGAGUCCCGUGACUCUCACUGUGCGGACGCCCUCUGCAGAUGGCACACCGACCACCUUUGGGGACGUCUCAACUUCUCCGUCGACCCCUGCGAGGACUUCUACUCAUUCGUCUGCUCCGCCUCGUGGUUUGAGGACUCAUCAAUUGAAGAUCAACCGUUUAUGCAAUUUUCCUCCGCGCAACUCAUGGCGGACGUGGAAGACGCCCUCUCGAGGAACCUGGCGGCGUCGAGCGUUGGGUCGAGCGUAUGGAGCUUUAUUUACCAGUCUGCUGAACUUCUAAGGAUUUGCACAAGUUCUGCGAGGUCGUCUUGGGAGGACGUUAAACCAGUCUUCAGCGACUUCGGCAUUGCUGGGUGGCCUUACGUGAAUUCUUCCGAGGAGGUGAACCUCACCGCAGUUGUGGGAAAGAUGGAAAGAACUAUGGGGUUCAGCCCUCUCGCCGACGUCACCUUGUACAACUACUCCACACUAUCCGAUUAUCAGAUCCAAAUCGCCCCACCUACAACGCUGCUACGAAGGUUCGUCCUGCACCGGAACUGGACGGGUCUCCCGGUUUCCGUUUACGAAGACGAAUUACGUAAGGCAUUCGACAAGUUUCUCCCAGAUAAAGGCAACAGUGCUCGACUAGUGAGCGACAUUGUCGCGUUCGAGAGGCACUUGGAAGCUAUAAACACGGUGGAGGUCGUUCCAGUAAACGAGAUGUUCAUGCAUUUACAUCAACUAGGGAAUGUCUCCAAGUGGAACUGGAAGACAUUUCUAGACAUCGUGUUCGAAGAUAUCAGGAGGAUAUCGUGUUAUGCGUCCGAUGCUCGUUCUUCAAGAAGCUAACUGUACUCAUU